Daucus carota subsp. sativus is the source of this 2922-nucleotide messenger RNA. RefSeq names its product receptor-like protein Cf-9 homolog. Bases 1 to 2922 code for a protein of 973 amino acids. The transcript has 4 exons. The record is from RefSeq and is a predicted model, not a curated record. Gene Ontology annotation, molecular function: protein binding. Lineage: Eukaryota; Viridiplantae; Streptophyta; Magnoliopsida; Apiales; Apiaceae.
AUGGUACACUUUGUAAAGCCUUGUUAUCCUCUUCUCUUUGUUUUCUUUCUCUCAUUACUUCAAUCCAUUCUAACAACACUACCUGAAUCCAGACGAGAGGGAGAAGCUCUUGUGAAAUGGAAGAAUAGCCUAGCCCCGUCUUCUUUUCUCGACUCUUGGUCACUCACUGAUCUCGAUAAUCUUUGUAACUGGACUGGCAUUACUUGUAACUCUGCAGGUUCAGUCUCGGAGAUUAACCUUUGUGAGAAACAACUUGAUGGAAUGCUGUCCGAGUUUGGUUUCACUUCAUUUCCAGAUCUCAACUAUCUCACCCUCGCAGACAACUUCUUCUCGGGUCCGAUACCAUCAGCCAUUGAGAAUCUAACACAGCUUCAAUAUCUUGAUUUAAGCAUGAAUAGUCUCAAUGGUCCCAUUCCUUUCCAGGUUAGCCAUAUUCAGAGCUUGCUCAUCUUAAACCUGUCACACAAUGCAUUGCAAUCUCCAAAUUGGUCCCAUUGCUCUCCCAUGCCUGUCUUGCGCAUCCUCGACCUUAGUUUUAAUAAUCUUGUGUCGAAAUUCCCAGAAUUUAUAUCCAAUUCUCAUAGCCUGACUCACCUUAACCUUUCAGAUAACAAGUUUACUGGUGAUCUUGUGCGUGAAUUUACCAAUCUACAAAAUCUUGAAACCCUCUACCUUCAAGAUAAUUCUUUUGAGGGGCCGUUUCCGCCUGAUAUAGUCCAGCUUUCCAAAUUAAAACGUCUCGCCCUGUUAGGUAACAAAUUUUCAGGUUCAAUUCCCAAUGACAUAAGGUUGCUUUGUGUUCUUGAAUACCUAUAUUUAGGCAACAAUUCCUUUGAAGGACCACUUCCACCAAAUAUAUUCACGCUUUCAAAAUUAAAAUUACUUGUUCUUUGGGGUAAUAAGUUUUCAGGUUCUAUUUCCAAUGAUAUAGGUUUGCUUUCUGAGCUUGAAACCCUCGUUCUUGACUCUAAUUAUUUUGAGGGGCCACUUCCGCCAAAUAUAUUCAAGCUCUCUAAAUUAAAGGUUUUUUCCCUUGUGUACAAUAACUUUUCAGGUUCUGUUUCCAAUGAUAUAGGUUUGCUUUCUGAGCUUGAAUAUCUCCGUAUUGGCUGCAAUUCUUUCGAGGGACCGUUGCCAACAAAUAUAUUCAAGCUUUCCAAAUUAAGUAAACUUGACCUAUCAAAUAAUAGUAAUUUUUUUGAAGGAAGUAUUCUUAUUGGAUUGGGACUCUUGACUAACCUCAGCUACUUAGAUCUAGAUUCCAAUAAUCUCAGUGGCUAUAUUCCAUCUGAGAUUGGAAACCUGAAGCUACUAGUAUUUCUCGAUCUUAGUUCUAAUCAAUUGACUGGAUCGCUUUCAAAGAUCUUUUCUAAUCUCACAAAUCUUAUAUAUCUUCAUGUAUAUGAUAAUAGUCUUAGUGGAAAUAUUCAGAGUGACUUGUGGAAAAACUCUGUAUCCUUGCGUUUCGUUGAUCUUGCAAAUAAUUAUUUGUCUGGAAACAUCCCUAAGGAAUAUAACGAUCAUCCAACUUUGGAAUACAUUAAUUUAAGUUGGAACCAUUUUACAGGUGAGCUUCCAACAACAAUUUGCAAUGUCACUUCCCUCUCGGUUCUUGUUUUGUCAAAGAAUGGAUUAAGUGGUCCACUUCCAAAUUGUUUCGGAAAUCUUGCUGAUAGAUUGCUUUCCAUUAAUCUUGCUAAUAAUCAGUUCCGAGGAACAAUACCAACUACUUUCUCCAGCAGUUGUCAGCUGACAUAUCUAAACAUGGAUGAUAAUGAGUUUGAAGGAAUGUUGCCUCAAUCUUUGGCGAAAUGUAAGCACUUGAAAAUUCUUGAUAUUGGCAAUAACAAAAUAGGUGGUAUAUUUCCGUCAUGGCUUUAUGUACUUGGAGAGCUAGAAGUCCUUGUCUUGCGAUCAAAUAAACUCUAUGGUACAAUAAGUGGAAGGAGCAUAGAAGAUCCGUUCCCCAAGUUGCGGAUUGUGGAUCUGUCCAACAAUCAAUUCACCGGCCAGUUGCCAAUUCAAUACUUUAAGAAUAUGAAAUCAACUGAUAAUUUGUAUCGUUAUCGGAAUUCCACAGGACCAUUAUCUUUCUCUUAUGAAGCAGCAGUCUCAUUAACUGUGAAGGGAACAGAGUACGAGGUAGCAAAGAACCUUCAUAUUUACACAGCCAUUGACCUGUCAUGCAACAAAUUUCAGGGAGAAAUUCCAAAGGUUACUGGAGAGCUUAGAUGGCUUGCAUUGCUGAAUUUAUCUCAUAAUAGUCUGACAGGACCUAUCCCAUCCUUGCUGAAAAAUAUGAAAGAACUCCAAUCUUUAGAUUUGUCCUCAAAUCAACUGACAGGGGCUAUUCCACCUCAGUUAACUGCAUUGACAUUUCUGGAGGUCUUCAACCUCUCGGGAAACCAUCUUAGUGGAGAGAUUCCUCAGAAAGGACAGUUCAGCACAUUUAACAAUGAUUCUUAUCUAGGAAACUCCGCGUUAUGUGGAUCACCUUUGACAAAGAAAUGUGCAAACACAGCAUCACCUCCACAAGAAGUCGGAAAUGGUGAUGAAGAUGAUGCUGGUGAUGAAUGGACAUGGGAAGCAAUCGUGAUGGGAUAUGGAUGUGGACUGAUAUGUGGAUUGUCAUCUGCGUACAUUGUUCUCAAACUAGGAAAGCCUUGGUGGCAUGGAGAUUACACAAAGAAGGCAAGUCCAUGGACUAAUAUACGAACAAUUCAUAUUGGUCUUCCAUCUGUUCAACCGUCUCCCGAAGAUAGGCCAAAAAUGUCAUCUGUGGUUCUUAUCUUUGUCAGUAAAGGAGAAUCUCUGAUGCCUAUACAACCUGGUUUUCUUACCGAAAGGAAUGUGAGCUCCUCUCAUAAUGCUCACAGGCGAACUCCUGCAUAUAUACUUUGUGAUGUCAUUGAUGAUCGAUAG